AUGACCAGCCCCACACCCUGCCUCGCCUUGUGGUUGCUCCAUGGCCGGAGCUGGGUGCUGCGCUGGAGAUGGCAGGCUGGGGCCCCGGAGUGUUCACUCUGCUGGAUCCAGUACUCGGAGAGCCACGUGGCCCGGCGAUUCCUGUGCUCACAGCAGCUCUUCCGGAUGACAGGCAGGAGCCCCACCCAGGCCUAUGGCCCCACCAACUUUCCAGAACCAGGAGAAAGAGUGCCCAGCUUGCUGUUCUCAGACAGAGACAGAGAGCGCUGUGUGGGAGGGGCCCGCACAGGGCUCAGGCUGCGCUGUGGUUUUGCUGGUGACGGGAGAGCUCGCUGCCCCUGCGUCCCGGGCCUGGACCCCCGAGGGCGGCUUGUGCAGGUAGUGCUGCCGCUGCGCCAUGCUUCUGCCCCACACGUGGUAGAUGGUCAGACAGUGUUGGCUACACUGCACGACGUGAGCGUUCCUCCCUGUAAGGGAGGCCCGCAGGGCACAACGAGUGCUGGCAGGAACCCCUGGCAGGGCCCAGACUGUGCUCAGCGCUUCGAGGAUGGAUCUGUCACUGUCUGUGUGGAUGAGGGGCUGGGCGGCCUCCCAGGGCUCUUGCCCAGGGGCCUGGGCUCGGCGAAAAUGUGA
Rangifer tarandus platyrhynchus (Svalbard reindeer) is the source of this 633-nucleotide messenger RNA. The record is from the annotation of a GenBank genome assembly. Lineage: Eukaryota; Metazoa; Chordata; Mammalia; Artiodactyla; Cervidae.